Molecule: messenger RNA, 2144 nt
Organism: Cladophialophora immunda
Lineage: Eukaryota; Fungi; Ascomycota; Eurotiomycetes; Chaetothyriales; Herpotrichiellaceae
Product: pyridoxine biosynthesis protein pyroA
Exons: 1
Coding region: 656-1615 (319 amino acids)
Biological process (GO): amino acid metabolic process; pyridoxal 5'-phosphate biosynthetic process; pyridoxine biosynthetic process
Molecular function (GO): amine-lyase activity
Source: RefSeq, a predicted model, not a curated record
CGAGCAGUAGAACCCAGGUCCUUAGUAUCUGCUUGUCCCAGGGCGCAGGGCCAGUCGACCACCACCAAACCUCCAAGUACAAGAACCUCGUUGCUCGCCCAGUUGGUCCAUCUCGUCUCCUGACAGAGUCACCCUUCGGCAUAGACUGUAGCACAGCACACCACCACUGCAUUUUUCCCUCUGCUUUUGAUCCAUCACCUGCCCAGGACCUGGCUACGCGGGGAAGGAGGUCUUUUUCUCACUUUCCUCUUUGGUUGCAUCCUACUACCCAGUGCUGCAACUGUGGUGGCCAGACUCUGCGUGUGGGGGGAAGCACAUCUCCAUUGAUUUUUCGGGUGGUGACUCAGGACCAUUAUAAUUUUUUUAUUUUUUUUUCCCUUUUCGCCUCCCGCCAUCACCUUGAGGCCUUUUCCUUCAGCCUCCUCUUUGGACACCGACACCAUUGCUAUUGCUCUCCAUUGGGAACAGCUUCUAGCUUCUACAGACCAGCUGCCUGUCCGACCGACCCUAGCCCGCCUGCUGUCCUCCUGCUUUCUCCUUCACCCCACCCUCUUGAACCCGAUUAUAUCCCUCGCCUCGACCACCUCUCCCGCCCCGCUCUUCCUUCUCUAACCAACAACCCCCCAACUGCUCCUGCUCGCGCACUCCCUACAUCAUGGUUAUGAACGACAACUCCAACAUGUCCUCCACCACCAUCGUCCCCCAGACCUCCGCCGCCACCAAUGGCGACCUCCCCUCCUUCACAGUAAAAGCCGGCCUGGCCCAGAUGCUCAAGGGCGGCGUGAUUAUGGAUGUGGUCAAUGCAGAACAAGCCCGUAUCGCUGAGGAAGCCGGCGCCUGUGCCGUUAUGGCUCUCGAGCGCGUGCCUGCCGACAUUCGCGCCCAGGGCGGUGUCGCCCGAAUGUCAGACCCCGCUUUGAUCAAAGAGAUCCAGGCCGCCGUUACCAUACCCGUGAUGGCAAAGGCUAGGAUAGGCCACUUCGUCGAGUGCCAGAUCCUCGAGGCCCUGGGAGUCGACUACAUUGACGAGAGUGAGGUUUUGACGCCUGCGGAUAACACCUUCCACGUCGAGAAGGCCGGCUUCAGAGUACCCUUUGUGUGCGGUUGCCGGAAUCUGGGUGAGGCACUGCGACGGAUCGCCGAGGGCGCCGCCAUGAUUCGGACGAAAGGCGAAGCCGGCACCGGCGAUGUUGUCGAGGCAGUCAAGCACAUGCGCACGGUCAAGAGUGACAUCGCCAAAGCCCAGGCCGCCUUGAAAGAGGGAGAGGGUUCCUUGAGAGCGCUGGCCAAGGAAUUGGGCUGUGACGCCGCCCUGCUCAAGCAGACCGCCGAGCUCGGCCGCCUGCCCGUGGUCAACUUCGCCGCCGGCGGUAUCGCGACCCCGGCCGACGCCGCCCUCAUGAUGCAACUGGGCUGCGACGGUGUCUUUGUUGGCUCGGGCAUCUUCAAGAGCGGAAACGCCGCCAAGCGAGCAAAGGCCAUCGUGCAAGCCACGACGCACUACCGAGACGCACACGUCCUGGCACAGUGCUCCGAGGGCCUGGGCGAGGCUAUGGUUGGCAUCAACGUGAGUGGUAUGAAAGAUGGCGACAAGCUGGCCGUCCGGGGAUGGUAGACGAUCGAAGACCGGCAUGUGCAUGGUGUUGGGAUAGAAAAGAAUGGAGCUCCCCCCUUCCUUCCUUACUUUCAUAACGAGUGAGAAGAGGCCACGGAACAAAAUCCAAGCCGAGGAGAGACGUAUUGCAAGAUGGAGAGACAUCACGAGCACGAGCACGAUCCUGGCCAUGGAUUGGUACGAGGACGAUAAGUCGCGAGCGAGUAACGAGGACGAGGAUGAAGACCGAACAUUACGACCAAGGAUGUGGACGAGCAUGAGAGACACGGGAACAGUGCAUUCACCGGCGGUUGGCGUCUUACGUAUCUACUCCAUACCUAGGUCAGGCCGAUUUUCUAAUCUAUUCGAAUGGAAGUUGCAUUUGGAUUGGACCUCGAGGGGCCAGGCGUAUACAGUCACGCAGAACAAAAAUAGAUUCCAAUCAAUCACUCGAUCACUCGAUCACUCGGUCAGUUAAACAAUGUAACGAAACAAGCCAGUUGGCAAUCCAAUCCUGGUUCGAAGAAAAAGCAUGCAUGUUCACACCAAC